Molecule: messenger RNA, 6498 nt
Organism: Arvicanthis niloticus (Nile rat)
Lineage: Eukaryota; Metazoa; Chordata; Mammalia; Rodentia; Muridae
Gene: Carf
Product: calcium responsive transcription factor
Biological process (GO): regulation of transcription by RNA polymerase II
Cellular component (GO): nucleus
Molecular function (GO): DNA-binding transcription factor activity, RNA polymerase II-specific; RNA polymerase II cis-regulatory region sequence-specific DNA binding
Source: RefSeq, a predicted model, not a curated record
AAGACGAGGUUGAGUAGUCUCGUUUUGAAUUUUCUCCCUUCUGCUACGGCGGACUCCCCUCUCGCGUUGUGGGGCUCACCGCGGCGGCCGGGUUGAGGGAGCCGGAGGUCUGGCAGAGCUGUCUGCGCCCGCCCACCGGACGCUCCCUCCCAACCUCCCUUCUUCCUCCUGCCUCCUCCUCCCGUCACCUCCUGACCCUCCCGGGCUGGGAGCAACCGCCAGCCCCCGACUCCGGCCGUCGCCGGACGCCGCUGCGCGCUGUCCCUGCGCCCUCGCCCGCCUCCACGGCGGCUCCUUCCCUGUGGGCCCGGGAGGGGGCCCGCGGCCCGGAGAAGGCAGGCUGCCGCGGGGGAAGGCGAGGUGGCUGUCCUGCAGAGGGUGCGGAGCCCAAGAACGCACCACCGCCACGGAGCUCCGUAGUCCAGGGCCGGAGCGCUCGCCCGAGAGGGAUCUCUCCCCUCCUUUCUGAGUCUGAUGUUUAGAAAAGCUUCCUCCGCACCUUCUCCCCCGGCUUUCAGACUUCUUCUUCUUUUUUUUUUUUUUUUAAAUCUUGAAGUCACCCACUCAAAGGCUUGUCUCGGUCUCAAUGGUCUCGAUUAUUACUCUAUUUUCCUGAUUGGAGAAUAGAUGAGGGCUAUUACUCUUAAGGUCCCAAAGUCACUUUUUAAGGCAUUUGCCUGAAAACCUCCGCGGGGUGGGGUUGAUGUACGGGGACACACUCCUCUGAGACUGCAAUUCAGAGUCAGGCAGAACUGGAUUGCAAAAUGUGUGGGCUUAGCGGUUUGAGUGUACAGAGAACAUGCUACCGUGAAGACACAGUCACAUCUUUCAUAUAAACAAAGCUGCCACUGUUACAAUUUAGUGCCCCAAAGGAAGACCAUCAAUGAAUUAAGGGGCAUUUCUGAGGCAAAAUAACAUAAGAAUCUGGACUUGAAACUUGAGCCACUGCCUGAAGGUAUGGUGAGACCAACAGAUGAAGAGACGAUUGCCAUUGGGAAGACAGCCCAUUAUUCACAGUUCUCACAAGGAGUGGGCAUGCUAUAUCACGAAGUGCCAACAAUAAAUAUAACACCAAGCCAUUAACUAAUUGGAGAAAAUGGCACUGAGUGUGAAGCAGCAUGGAGCAGCGUCACUCGGUAGGGGCCAACUGUGAUGAUGGUGAGAAGUCGGAAGGAGAAGCACAGGGACUCGAGCAUCUAACCUGCAUGGACUCUGGGGAUCCUUCCUUUGGACAAAAUGAUCCCCAUACCAUUUUGCCAAUUACUGGUCCUAAAACACAUGAUUCACUCACAUCACAGGAUAUGCCAGAGACACUGACUGACACACAGGCCCUUCAUGAAGAGCAGUUUCAUCUUUUGGAUGAAAAUGGGCCUAUGCAAUAUGACCUUCAGUCUUUGGGAAAUUCUACUGCACAAAUGACAGGGAUGGAGCAAGUGGUCAUACCUCAGGAGCCGUUUGUCGAUGUGCACAGUCCUCAAGAUGUCUCUGAAGAGAAGUCCACUGCUGGAAGCUCACCAGCUGUAAGAGCAGACACUUUAGAAGAUGGCACCAGUAAUUACAGUCUUCGUUCACAAGCAUCCCUCGUGGUACCCAAAAAGUCAGGGACCAGAAUUCUUGAAGAACCUUUGCUGGCUCCUCUCCAGCCACUUUCUUGUAACACACCCAUGUGGGCCUGCCGUCUUAGGAGUUGUGAGAAAAUUGGAGAUUCCUAUCGUGGCUACUGUGUAAGUGAGACUGAAUUAGAAAGCGUCCUAACUUUUCACAAGCAGCAAACACAGACUGUCUGGGGCACUCGCCAGUCUCCAAGCCCAGCCAAACCUGCCACUCGCUUGAUGUGGAAGUCUCAGUAUGUCCCAUAUGAUGGAAUCCCAUUUGUCAAUGCAGGAAGUCGAGCUGUGGUAAUGGAGUGUCAGUAUGGACCGAGAAGAAAAGGUUUUCAGUUAAAAAAAAUCAGUGAGCAAGAAAGUAGGUCUUGUCAUCUCUACAAAGCUACUUGUCCAGCCAGGAUAUACAUUAAAAAGGUACAGAAAUUUCCUGAAUAUAGAGUACCUACAGACCCCCAAAUUGACAGGAAGAUAAUCAGAAUGGAACAGGAGAAAGCCUUCACCAUGCUGAAGAAGAACCUGGUGGAUGCCGGUGGUGUUCUUCGAUGGUAUGUGCAGUUACCUACACAACAAGCUCAUCAGUAUCAUGAAUCAGAGACUCCUGGUGUCCCUUUGUCACCGUCACCUUUUCCUAUGUCUCCUCUUGAAGAGGAGGAAGCUAUGGUCAGAGAUGAGAACUGUGCAUUGCCCUCUCGUCUCCACCCGCAAGUAGCACAUAAGAUUCAGGAGUUAGUGUCCCAGGGAGUAGGACAAGUGUAUGCCGUGAGGAAGCAGCUAAGAAAAUUUGUGGAAAGAGAACUGUUCAAACCUGAUGAGGUACCUGAAAGACAUAAUUUAUCUUAUUUUCCAACUGUAAAUGAUAUAAAAAAUCAUAUCCAUGAGGUACAGAAAUCCUUGAGGACUGGAGAUGUGGUAUAUAACUCAGAGAUUAUUCCAGCAACGCUUCAGUGGACUACAGAUAGUGGGAAUGUUCUCAGAGAGACUGUGACAGUUACAUUUGCAGAAGGAAAUUUAUUAGGAGAACCAAUUACCAGCAAAAUGGGGACAAGUCAGACACAGACUUCUUUGUCUCCAGAGCCACUUCCCUUGCUUUCCCCACUUUCUUCAUUUCAGCCCAAAAUAUUUACACACUUACAGGCUUUGAAGUUACAGCCAAGACUCUCCUCUCCUGAUGGAUCACAAGAUUUGGUAUCAGUAAAUAGCCAUCCAUCCUCCAGUCCUUCCAGCCUUGUGGAUUCAGUAGGAAAUGCUGAAGUGAAUAACCACUCUCUACUGCUUGGUCAGAGUCAAAACCUCGGAACAGAUACAUGCCUAACCCAGAACAACAGCACUGCCUCUUCCAUGGGCAGUCUCCCAGAGUCAGGUCAGAGUCUAGUUGCAAUGGAUCAGCUGGUGGAAGGUGAAGAUGCUGAAGAUGCAGGGAAUUCAGAAGGAAGUAUAAAUAGGACUCUGUUGGGAGAUGUACAAACCGUUCCAAUACAAAUCAUAGACAGCCAUCCAGCUCUUAUUGAAGAAAAUCUAGAAGAUACUCUGUCCAUGAACCAAGUUAAACAAGAACCCAACGAGCCAACACCGUCUUUAGAAGCAAAAACUUUCCUGGACUGUAAAAAAGUAUCUGCUACAUAAAUAUUUUAAGUUUUUUAGAAUUUACAGCUCUGGCCCCUCUGAUGUCUUAAAAGGUGGAGCUUGUCAGAGAUGGUGUGUCAAUCCCUGGCCCAGAGUGGAUGACGGGCAGUUUUUGACUUAGAACUCUAAUAUUUGUUGCCAAUUCUAUAUUUGUAUUUCCUUUAAGAAAUAAUUUAUUUUGUAUUCCUAUAAUUUUUUUAUUACCCAGUAAGGCAAAUAUUUUAAAAGAUCAUCUGAAGUUAUCCACAGUGAUUUAGUAUGAAUGCAAAUAGUUAUACCCAGUUUUGGUUCUUACAAGACAGAAAAGACCAACAAUAAAAGCAGUAUAUGAGUGCAUGUGUAGGUGUGUCAGAAAAUUUAAAGUUGUGAGAAGAGUUUUGAUGAACCAAUAGGCGAGCAAAUAUCCAUCAUCUGUUUACUUGAAAAGAUAGAGCAGUAGGUUUCUGUGGCAGCACAGCGCUCCUGUCACACCCCUCAGCACUGCAUUUCCAGUCUGUCCUGGGCUUAUAUCUUUAACUGUGAACAGAUGUUAUUAAAAGUCAUCUGUCAGAAAUUUCAGUGUAAGUAUUGGUAAGUAUUGAAAAGUUGAAUUAAUCAGAUAAGUAACACAAAUGUAUGUGACAUGUAUUUUAUAUAGGAUUAAGGUAAAUAUCUACCUAGGAAUAGAAACAUGAAAAAAUUCAGAGAAUUGGGGAAAUGUUAGAAUUCCCUACUGUUUACAGAUCAUUUGGGGGAACUUUUGAUGGUAGCAAAAUUUUUGUUGUUUUUUUUUUUUUUAAGAUUCAAUUUUGACUAGAAAAUAAUUUAAGCCGGGCGGUGGUGGCGCACGCCUGUAAUCCCAGCACUUGGGAGGCAAAGGCAGGUGGAUUUCUGAGUUCGAGGCCAGCCUGGUCUACAGAGUGAGUUCCAGGACAGCCAGGGCUACACAGAGAAACCCUGUCUCGAGAAAACAAAAAACAAAAAAAACAAAACAAAACAAACAAAAAAAAUUUAAAUAGUAUUUACAUUUUUUUGUACUAGGGUUCUUACUGAAUUGAUAGUAUUAUGAUUUAUAUAUUUCAAGGUAAGUAUAUAUAGCUUAAAAUUUUGAAACUUAAAAAUGUCUGAUAUGAUAUUUGCUCAUUAAAUAAGUAUAUUUAUACAUAAUACCAAAUAACUAGUAAUCCCUAUGUUCAUUAUGAACUUGUUUUUAUGGAAGAUUGACUAGGUAGAAAUUUCAAAUGUAACUAUCAUGAAAUUAACCUAGCUGAAUGUAGUGGUACACACCUGUAAUCCCAGCAUUGAGGAGGUAGAGGAAUUAGAUUGUAAAUUCAAAUUAGCCUAGGCUACAUAGCAAGACCUUACUAAGAAGGAAAUAAGGAACCACCUAGAAGAUCCUUUUUCUGAAGAUUCAUUUUUGAGUUAUUUAAAUUUUUAUUUUUAAAAAUAAGAAUUUUAAAUGGAUAUUAAAGUUUAAUAUUCAGAGCACAAACAAUAUAAUUUGAUAUUUGACCUUAAUACUUUACAUAGAUUGACUUUCCUAAAGUGUAAUUUCCCAUUAUUAUUCACUUUGCUUUUAGGUACAUGACCUGUACCUAAAGAUAAAGCACAGUUAUUUUAAAGUAGGCAGAACUCUAAAAUUGGUUAUCUUUACAUCUAUAUCCUAGUCAAUAUAAAGCUUAUUAUAUCUUAUUGAAAGCAAAGUUUAUAUAUAAUUAUAUGUAUGAUUGUUAGUAGGAACUGCUUUUUUUUUUUUUUAAGAAAGACCUAAAGAUACCUGUUACCAGUAUUUAUAGCAGCAGGCUACUAAACCCAAAUAUAUUAUACUAAGUUUAAUUCAAUUCGUAUUUACUUCAAAACCUAGGUUCUCUUAGUCUGUGUGCACUUAAGAGGAAUAAGAUCAAUUAGUAUAUAGUUUAGGACUGUAUUAUGGGUAAUACUCUUUGAUUAUCUGUGUUACAGAAACUUUCAAGAACAGAUAUGUUUUCAUCUUCCAAUAAUGAUUAUGGUUUAUUACUAAAUAUUUUACUCACUGAGCAGUAUUCUCUUGGAGACAUUUCUUUUUCAUUUGGAUUGCUAAGGAGAAAUGCUGUUAAGAAACAAACCCGUCAUUUCUGGUGAGGAGAGAAAGAGCAAAGGGUCCAGCAUUUACUGUGUAACCUGGAACAAACACAAUGAAAAUGUGUUUCUGUCACUUCCCUCCAUCAGGCUAGUGGCAGACACCUUUUUUUCCAGUAGAUCUCUUGUGAGCUCCAGGGUAGCCUGGCCUACACAGUGAUGUCAGGAUAACCAGAGCCACAUAGUAAGACCCAGGAAGAAAAGAAAAAACAUAUUUCUGUCACUUCAUUCUGUUUGAAUGGGUCUUCUGUUAAUAUUUUUUAUCAUGAGAACAGAAAGUUACAAUUUUUCCCAUAAACAAAAAGAAAACAGAAAACUGAAUACUUAAAUCCCUAAUUGUAUAUUCUUGCUUUUUUAGGUAGAAACUGGAACUAUUAAUAUUUUUGUGUAUUUAAAUAAGUAGUUCUUAAAAAUGGUAUCUAAAUGAGUUUAAAAAUUCCUUUGUCUUCUAACUAAUGUGUAGUCACACACGUCAGUGUUGGCUAAAGGUGCUUGGCAUCAGUUCUGAGAACUGUGUUUACAUAUGUAAAUAUUCAGUUCUUUACAAAAGUGCCAGAUCUUAAACACAAGUGUAUAGAAAUGUCAGCAUCUGUAUCUGGCCUCCUCUUAACAACUCCACAGCAAAAUUUGACAAUACCCUUUGGUUCAUGUAUUACAAGAUGUAGUAUCUGUAGUGGAAAGCUGGACAUUUAAAAUAAGCAGUUAGAAAUUCAUAAUCAAAAAAAUGAAAAAAAGAAAUUCAUAAUCAUAGCCUGGCUUGUUUCUUUGUAGUUUACAUGUUCCAAACCUCCAAGUAAACUUUGUAUAUUCACCAGGAAAUUAUAGAUGAACAACCACAGGAAACUUUCCCCCAGUAGUGAUUUUCUAUGUAAGCAGCCAAUGUACUUAAAAAGCUCUAACAUCUAAUGCAAAGUGAAUGUUUCCUAGCAUCACAGAUGUGAUAGGAGACAUAAGGUUUGGGAUCCGGUCCUGCAUUGAGUUUGUAGUUUUAAGCCCCAGUUCGUGCUUUAUCUUGUUUAUAUCCUGUCAAACUAUAUACUUAAUCAUGUGGGUAUGAUAUAGUGUUUACUUUAUACCAAGUUUGUAAAAAGAUUUUAAAAUAUGUAUGUAUAUAUUGUAACUUGAUGUACAGUGUUCUUAUUAUAAUGUAAUUUUUUUAUUAAAAAUUCAG